This is a messenger RNA of Arabidopsis thaliana (thale cress), 1209 nucleotides long. RefSeq names its product Galactose oxidase/kelch repeat superfamily protein. The record is from RefSeq and is marked reviewed. The transcript has a single exon. NCBI's taxonomy places the organism in Eukaryota, Viridiplantae, Streptophyta, Magnoliopsida, Brassicales, Brassicaceae. Bases 1 to 1209 code for a protein of 402 amino acids.
AUGAACGGCGAAAAACCACUCCGUGAGAGGAAGAAGAAGAUGCCGUAUCCUUCUCCGGUGACAGAAGAACCAAUCUCUAUCAUGUCACUUCCUUAUGACUUGUUAUUGAACUGCUUCUCACUCGUCUCAAGGUUGUAUUAUCCAACUCUCUCCCUCGUUUCCAAAACUUUUCGAUCUAUCAUUACUUCACGCGAACUUUACGAGAUCCGAUCACGCUUAAACCGUACGGAUAAGUGUCUCUAUCUUUGCUUCCCUUACGACAUGAACACGCAUUGGUUCACUCUCUGCCGGGAACCUAAUCGAAACGUUGCCGAGAAUUCAAGUGGCUAUCUUCUGGUCCAAGUUCCAUCUCCCAAUGGUUUACUUCCUGUGCAUUCGUCGAGUGUCAUAGCCGUUGGUUCUAAUAUCUACAAAAUCGGCGGCACUAAGUCUUAUAGACACAAACUCUGGAAAAGGACGCGCUAUUCUUCUUCUGUCUCUGUCCUGGAUUGUCGGAGUCACAGGUGGCGUCAGGCUCCAGGAAUGCGAGUGGCCCGGGGCUGUUCCUCCACAGUAUGUGAAGUUGAUGGGAAGAUAUAUAUAGCAGGAGGCUGUAAAGAAGACAUCGGUUCCUUGUACUGGAUUGAAGUGUUUGAUCCAAAAACUCAAACUUGGGGCACUCUGAAGAACCCAUGCAUUGAGUAUCAACAUGAUAUUGGAUAUAGAUGUGAAGUCAAAAGCUUAGGUCUUGAUGGAAAAAUAUACAUGUUUGGAAGUGAGUUUGUGGUUUACAAUUUUGAGGAAGAUAGAUGGAAAUGUAUAGGCCGAGAUAAGUAUAAUUUGUAUCAUGCAGUAGACCCUAUGUCUCGCAUAAACUCUAGUUCUUGCGUGGUAGACAAUGUCUUGUUCAUUUUGGAUAAGGGAACUCGAGUGUUCAAAUGGUAUGACUUUAAGGUAAGUUUGUGGAAGGAAUUGAAUGGUGUUGAAGGAUUGCCUGAUUUAAGUGACCGUGGGUAUGUUAAAAUGGUGGAUCUUGGUGGAAAGAUAGCGGUUUUGUGGCAAGAGUGUCUGACUAAUAAGAAAAUUAAAAGGAUUUGGUGUGCUGAGAUUAGCCUUGAAAGACGCGAUAGAGAUGAGAUUUGGGGGAAGGUUGAGUGGUUUGAUAUUGUGCUUAGUGUCCACUCGUCUUUUUCAUUGCUCUGCGCGGAUACUAUUUCCGUUGUUGUUUGA